AUGUCUUUAAUAAAUGUCCAUCCUCCUAAAACGUAUUUCGGCGCGGGAGACAUUCAAAAGUCAUUGGGUUCUCUUCCUGGAUUCCCAUGGGCAAAAUAUCCCGGAGAAAAACAUCUCCCAGGCCACAAUUAUACAGGUCCAGGCACGAGAUUAGAUCUGCGUUUAGACGAAAAUGAUAAUCCCAAACCAGGGGAAGAACCCGUUAAUAGAGUUGACGCAGCAGCGCUCAAACACGACAUACUGUACAGAAACAAAGACGUAACAUUCAGACACCAAGCAGACAAACAAAUGAUAGACGAACUCGAAAAUAUUCCCAAUCCCACUUUCAAAGAGAAAUUACAGAGAACUCUUAUCAUAAAACUCUUGAAGGCAAAAUUGAAAUUGGGAAUCGAUAACGAUGCCGUGAACAAGAAAUAUUUACUGGAUCAAAUAAACGCAAUUCAAAUAGAUAAGGACCAUGUUGAAAAUAGAAUAAAUGACGUGAAAAGAUUCAUCAGACGAAAUAUUAAAAAUCUUGUGGACGAACCCAAACUACAACAAGAGUUAACGAGUUUGAAACGUCUUAUUCUGGAUAAAACAAGUCAGUUGCAAAAUUUAAUAUCUAAAUUAGACGAUAGAUUUACGAAGGUAAAAAUAGACGUCCAACGUNUAAUAGAUAACCCAAAUGUAAACGAGGAUAGAUUAAAACGAAAACUAACCGCUUUGGAAAGAAAACAUGGCGAAUUGUUAGCAGAACUAGACAAGACCGCGGACAAAACCGAGUUACAAAAUUCGAUAUCCAAUUUGAACGAAAAGAUCGCGAAGCAAAAAUCAGAUGUUCAAGAUAUAAUUAACACACUUCCCAUUGACAAAGAUACGUUGAAACGACAAUUGACUGCUUUGGAUACUAAAAUCACGGACGAAUUAGAAAAAGAAGUGGGUGUGAUUAAAAACUUUCUUCAAAAUAAAUUUCGAGAUGAUAUGAAAAAUUAUAUUAAAGAACAGGUCAAUCUUUUGGUAUCUAGAAUUCAUGACGAUUUUUUGAGACAAAAGAGAAAGUUGAGCAAAUUAGAAGCUAUUGUCACGGACAAAUCGUAUUAUUUCAAUCUUCCAUUCGAAAGUGACACUGUCUUCGAUAGAAAAGACCAAAUUUAUAAAUCAAACAAAUACGGAUUCAAAGCAGAAAUAAAAGUGGGUUCUCUCGAAUACGGAGAACCUAAAAACGUAUUCGAUAUCGGCGAAACGCAAGCGUUUACUUUUCGAGGUAAUUGUCUGAUUCAAAUAGAGUUUCCCAUGAAGGUUAAAGUCAAUAAAGUAGUCUUCAAACAAACUGGUAAUGCCGUCAAACAUAUUUCAUUAUUCAAUGAUGGUAAUUUGGAAGAGAAUAUACGUUUGAUUGAUAAAAGGGAUCAGGAAAUUGAAACGAAAAAUGGUAAAUAUGUAGACACCUUUAAAAUGGAAGUAGAAAAUGAUAAGUAUGUCAUUGAAAUCAAAGAUUUGGAUAUGAUAUUGGAGACGGAAUAUCCACCAUUAACCAACAUUGUCAAAAUUCCACCAUCACUUAUAAUACCCGGACCAAUAGAAUCGAGCAGUCACGAGUUUUUACGAACAACAGAUUUUGAAUACGUAAAACUGUAUUUUGUUUACGAUGGAAAAUACACCUCGAUCGAUGUUCAUAAAAGUCAACAAGAAAGAGAGUUUAUAGUACAUUUAUCGUUUGCCGAAGGUUCCAUCCUUGAAGGUGGUGGUUUUAUUUGUAGAGCCAAGAUAAACAUCGAAAAAGAAAAAAUAAAAUAUUCCUAUCAUCUUAACGAGGACCAUACGAAAAAAGAAAUGUCGUUAGUACGCGUAAAUGUUUUUACUUUUAAUACCCACAAAUAUAAUAAUGUUAGGAAUGGAAUAGGGAAUCUAAAUGAUAUUCCGUGGUUCCAUUUAUCGGAAAUUCACUUAAUUUAA
Messenger RNA from Lottia gigantea (owl limpet), 1935 nucleotides. RefSeq lists its product as hypothetical. Gene Ontology annotation, biological process: phospholipid metabolic process; arachidonate secretion. The record is from RefSeq and is a predicted model, not a curated record. The transcript has 2 exons. Lineage: Eukaryota; Metazoa; Mollusca; Gastropoda; Lottiidae. Bases 1 to 1935 code for a protein of 644 amino acids. Gene Ontology annotation, molecular function: A2-type glycerophospholipase activity; structural molecule activity.